Molecule: messenger RNA, 1585 nt
Organism: Hemicordylus capensis (graceful crag lizard)
Lineage: Eukaryota; Metazoa; Chordata; Lepidosauria; Squamata; Cordylidae
Exons: 2
Coding region: 61-1137 (358 amino acids)
Source: RefSeq, a predicted model, not a curated record
GGCGCUUUUUUUUUUUUUUUUCCUCCAACCCCUUUUGGAAUCCCACUAUUUGGAGGCAGUAUGCCGGGGAAGGCCAAGGGCAAGAAAGGGGGGCGCCCUGUUAAGCAGCCCAAGAGGCCUGCUCCCCCGCAGUCCUCCUCGGAGGAGGAGGAUGAGGAGAUGACUCUGAUACGGGGGUUAAUUAAUAGGAUGGAAGCUUUAGAGAAAGCAAAAGCAGCCCCCUCCGACAAAGGUGCGGGUCCUUCAGGUGUGGGGGGGGUGCCUCCUCCUAAGGUCCCUCGGAGGACCAGGGGUUCUGUGAAAAGCCAGCUGCUAACUUCUCUCUCUAGUAGGCUGGCUGCGCUGGAAGAAGGGCUGAACCCUGCUGGACCGGGCCCUUCUGCUCCUGCGUUACCGCUUCCUGAACCUGAGUCUCCAGUUCCGGAGUCGCCUUCACCAUUGCUACCUCCGCCUGCGGCACCAGUUGUUCAGCCUCCAGUGGAUACGGCUACUCCUUUGGCCCAGGGUGCUGGCGGGGCGGCGGUCCCGGUCCGAGUCCUGAUGUGUGGCCAUUCGUUGGUCUUCUGGGCUUUCAAGCGGGCCAGCACCACCCGCUGGGGAUCCCAGUUGGGUUUAGGAAGCAAGGCUUCAGUUUAUUGGUUGGGCAUGAGGGGCAUGCUCUGGAAUCAGUUGCUUCCAGCAUUGAGGGAGCAUUUAGAUAGGUUUCCCAUUCCCGACAUCCUGGUUCUUCAUUUAGGGGAGAAUGAUUUGGGCCGGCGGCCUGGCCUCGCCAUCCUUCAGCAAGCCUCCUCGGAUUUGUCUAUUUUGCGCAGCUGGAUGCCUGGCGUGCGCAUAAUAUGGGUUAAUUGGCUCCAGCGCAGGGUGUGGCGGGGUGCUCAUUCUUGCCUUAGCUUGGAAAAGGCACGCAGGAAGAUUUCAGCCGCAAUAGGUAAAGUGGUUUUGGCGGCCGGGGGGUCUGUGGUGCGGCAGCCAGAUAUAGCUGCUCGCUUUCCCGAGUUAUUCCGCCCUGACGGGGUCCACCUGUCUGAGAAAGGUUGUGAUUUGUAUCUGCAUAAUAUCCGGGAAGUGCUUGCUGAAGGUUUGGAGGGGGUGGGGCAGGAAGGUCAAGCGAGGGCUAACCUUCCUGGGUGGCGGUAACAGUGCGGGCUGUGGGUAAGGAGGUCUAGAUUUCGGUGAGCACCCUUGGACAUUUUAAGGUGGAUUGGUCAAUUGCUUCCUUGUGGCCUGUGCGGCACGGGAAGAAUUACAUUGCCAAGAAACCUGCUUCAGGACUUCACCUACCUUUGGGCUGUGCGGUCCGGGGAGGUAAAGAUCUGAAGCUGUCCAGAUCCCCUCUUCUAAAAGGGGUGGUUGGCUUUGAAGGAAUUGGGCGGGAGCUACCUGCCUCUUUCCUGAGCCAGGGUGUGUCGCCCUUGCAGGCGAUGGGUAGGACGUUUUGAAUCCUAGCCCACGCCUAGGUGCCCGCACUGUUUUUAUGUUGGUGAUUAAUCACCUUGUUUCCAGUCCGCCACAAAUGUUGUUAUAUUAAUAAAGCGUGGCCCGUUUCUCCCAUUAAAAAAUGUCUCUGUGUCUUCUUGGGCUGGGG